Molecule: messenger RNA, 2286 nt
Organism: Thlaspi arvense
Lineage: Eukaryota; Viridiplantae; Streptophyta; Magnoliopsida; Brassicales; Brassicaceae
Source: the annotation of a GenBank genome assembly
UGUCGACGAAGAAGAAGAAGCAGAGCUCUAAUGGCUUCGAAUUCGUUACGUUCUUCGAAUUUCUUCGGAUCCAAUAUCAUAAUUUCAUCCCCCACACCUAAAACCAUAGCAAAGCCUUCGUUUCCCUUCUCCUCGUUCUCCCGUAGAAAGCACCUGAUUACUCGAUCGGCUUUGCAAAUCGAAGACAACGGAAAACCCAUAAACUCAUUGCCGUCGCGAGCAGCGUUAGCCGCUAUUCUUUUCUCAUCGAUUUCUUCGUCACCGCAGGCUUUAGCCUUGGACGAACCGGUUGCGGCUACCCAAACCGUCGUUGUUGAAGCUCAAGCAGUGAAGCCGUCGCCGACGGCGUCGCUGUUCGGUGAGAAUCAGGCGAUUACGGCGCCUAAUCCGAAAUCCCAAUCAUCAUCGGGUCUUCUCCCUGAGGGAACUCAAUGGCGGUACAGCGAGUUCCUAAACGCCGUGAAGAAAGGUCAAGUGGAGAGAGUCAGGUUUAGCAAAGACGGUACAGUUCUUCAGCUCACCGCCGUCGAUAACCGUCGCGCCUCCGUCGUCGUCCCUAACGAUCCGGAUCUUAUCGACAUCUUAGCCAUGAACGGAGUCGAUAUAUCCGUCUCUGAGGGAGAAUCAUCCGGUAACGACUUGUUCUCUAUCAUCGGAAACUUGAUUUUCCCGAUCUUGGCCUUUGGUGGUCUCUUCUUACUCUUCAGGGGAGCUGGAGGCGGUCCCGGUGGCCCUGGAGGUUUAGGUGGUCCAAUGGAUUUCGGACGAUCGAAAUCGAAGUUCCAGGAAGUGCCGGAAACUGGAGUUUCAUUCGCAGAUGUUGCUGGUGCUGAUCAAGCUAAGCUUGAGUUACAAGAAGUUGUGGAUUUCUUGAAGAAUCCAGAUAAGUACACAGCUUUGGGUGCUAAGAUUCCUAAAGGGUGUUUGCUAGUUGGACCUCCCGGUACGGGUAAGACCCUCUUGGCCAGAGCGGUGGCUGGAGAAGCAGGAGUGCCGUUCUUCUCAUGCGCGGCUUCAGAGUUUGUGGAGCUUUUUGUUGGUGUGGGUGCGUCUAGAGUCAGGGAUCUGUUCGAGAAGGCGAAGGCGAAAGCUCCUUGCAUUGUUUUCAUCGAUGAGAUUGACGCUGUGGGAAGGCAAAGAGGAGCUGGGAUGGGAGGAGGAAACGAUGAGAGGGAACAGACGAUUAAUCAGCUGUUGACUGAGAUGGAUGGGUUUUCUGGAAACUCCGGUGUGAUUGUUUUGGCAGCUACGAAUAGACCGGAUGUUCUUGAUUCUGCGUUGUUGAGGCCUGGAAGGUUUGAUCGGCAGGUGACGGUGGAUAGGCCUGAUGUGGCUGGGAGAGUCAAGAUUCUUCAGGUUCAUUCUAGGGGGAAGGCACUUGGUAAAGAUGUGGACUUUGACAAGGUUGCAAGGAGGACUCCUGGUUUCACUGGUGCUGACUUACAGAACCUGAUGAAUGAAGCAGCGAUUCUUGCGGCAAGGCGUGAGCUUAAGGAGAUAAGCAAGGACGAGAUCUCUGAUGCUCUUGAGAGGAUCAUUGCUGGACCUGAGAAGAAGAACGCUGUUGUAUCUGAUGAGAAGAAGAGACUUGUUGCAUACCAUGAGGCUGGGCAUGCUCUAGUCGGUGCUCUUAUGCCGGAAUACGACCCAGUCGCCAAGAUCUCCAUCAUUCCUCGUGGACAAGCUGGUGGGCUUACCUUCUUCGCCCCGAGUGAAGAAAGACUCGAGUCUGGAUUGUACAGUAGGAGCUACCUCGAGAAUCAAAUGGCUGUUGCACUUGGAGGAAGAGUUGCAGAGGAAGUGAUCUUUGGUGAUGAGAAUGUGACGACAGGAGCAUCAAACGAUUUCAUGCAGGUGUCUCGAGUGGCUCGUCAGAUGAUUGAGAGAUUUGGGUUCAGCAAAAAGAUUGGACAAGUCGCCGUUGGUGGCCCCGGAGGAAACCCCUUCAUGGGUCAACAAAUGUCUUCACAGAAAGACUACUCAAUGGCGACUGCAGAUAUCGUAGACGCCGAGGUGCGAGAGCUGGUGGAGAAGGCGUACAAGAGAGCAACGGAGAUCGUAACAACUCAUAUUGAUAUCCUACACAAGCUUGCGAACCUUCUGAUCGAGAAAGAAACUGUUGACGGUGAAGAGUUCAUGAGCCUCUUCAUCGACGGCCAAGCUGAGUUGUAUUGUACAAUGUGUUCAGAUUAUGAAAUGAGCCUCUUGUCUUCCAAGAUCGAGGCUUCUUUAAGCAUCGAAGCUGAGUCUUCGAGCAUGUUCAGCUUGGCAAGAGCCACGGCCUGA